UUUAGACAUGAAAUCAUAACAUUCGUGUUCUUUUUGUGACAUCCUGUCCUCCUCCGGUCCAGUUGGCGGCAGAUGCACCUGUCCGCACCGUGCCACAUCAGAACAGAGCGUCCCCCACACCGGUAGCUUAUGAAAGCUUCACCGGUUUAACCUCAAUCGGUUUCAGAGCAAUCGCAGGGGAAAGAGCAAUUGUUUCAGUAGAUGAGUAUCUAGAAGUCGAAAUAUGAUACUUGCACUACAAGGAUUUAACGCACAGCGCGGGUUUGGUCAUUAAAAAAACAGCGAUUCAUUUAUUCACAGAGAUGACAGCGAGCGCUUGUUUAUUUCGGUGUUAAUCGUGUUAUUCGACAUUAAUCGUUAUUUUACACAUCGAAUAGGUUAAGAUAUAUAUUUUGAUGGCCGUGUCAGGAGGCGCCCGGCGGAUCCCGAUGGGUGUGCGGACAUUCAGUGAGUUUCUGGAAAUAGCGACGGUCGGUCCAUGUCGCUCCAGCAGCCCGUAUAAAUGUAGAGAGAGAAUACAGCACUGGCCCAUCAGGCACCUGUCCUCCUGCGGGAUCUUGAUGACCCGUCAUCCGCGCGCUCUCUGUCUCUCUGAAGUGGAUUUGACUCCCACUCAUCACAGGAGAUCUUUCAUCAGCCUCACCAAUAAGAGAAAAGAAUAUUCAGAGAGGAGAAUACUAGGGUACUCAAUGCAAGAGAUGUAUGAUGUGGUAGCCAAUGUGGAUGACUAUAAACACUUUGUACCCUGGUGUAAAAAGUCACAAACCAUCAUGAAAAGGGCCGGUCACGCCAAAGCUCAGCUGGAAGUGGGCUUCCCGCCAGUUCUUGAGCGAUACACUUCGAUGAUAAGCCACGUCCGUCCACAUCUGGUCAAAGCAGUGUGUUCGGAUGGGAAACUCUUCAAUCAUUUAGAGACAAUAUGGCGGUUUAGUCCCGGUAUUCCUGGCUAUCCUCGCACAUGCACUGUAGACUUCUCUGUCUCGUUCGAGUUCCGCUCAUUACUGCAUUCGCAAUUAGCGACUGUGUUUUUCGACGAGGUGGUGAAGCAGAUGGUGGCCGCGUUCGAGCGGCGAGCCGGCAAACUGUACGGACCCGAGACGAGAAUACCCCGCGAGCUCAUGUUUCACGAAGUACAUCAAACGUGAGGUGCACCUUCACACGGGACCCAUCUGCAUCUGGAACUCACAAAACUCACGACAAAUCAGAUCACUAGAUUACAUCGGGAUGGUACGAGAGAUACCAUUUACUUUUAGAAUAAGAUUACAGUUCAUUUGAGGUACUGCACCUUUAACAGGUUUUUGGUUUGCUUUUUGACUGUGAAUGAAGACUAAUUGAUUACUGCAGCUCUGCCUGGUAAGAUUUGAAAGUUGAGGUGCAAAAAUUGGACACUUGGACAUUAACGGUUUCAUCUGGUUUAUUCAGUCCUGCUGUGGGUUUAUUGGGGCCAAAUCUGAAACUGAAAGGAAUAUUUUAGGUGAAAUCUGUCACACGCUGUUGAUUAGCACACUAAAUAUUUUCGAUUUGUACCUCAGCUUUUAAAAACAAACAAUAAAACUUGUACAGCACAACUAUGUUUACUUUCCCCUUGCAAAUGCGCAGCUGUUUCGGAUUUUUUUUUUUUAAAUCAAUAUUAUUUUCUGUGGUAAUCAACAGCAUGCAAAAGGUGCAGAUUAACCCAGAAUAUUCCUUCUGAAACUAAUCUUUAUUUAUAUAACUAGAUAUAAAUAUAUUAAAAAUUCAUAAAGCUUGAAUUUGAACACGCUUACAGUGACCUACUUGACUUCCACGCUGCACUGAAUUUAUAAUGUUCAUCUCAAGAAGUCACACUCGGAAGUGUGUGACUCCAAACACAACUGUAAAUAUAAUAAAUAUGAAUUAUACAGUUAGAGUUACAUCAGAUAUUUCUCUCACCUAAAUAUUUCUCCUCAUAGACAACAAAAAAAAAACUUUGUUUAUAGAAGUAGUGUAUUGUAAUGAAGGAAUUGCGAAUUGUAUUUAGCAUGCUUUUGCUUUCUUUGGAUGCAAACUCAGGGCUUUAGAGAAAUUCAGUUGAAAGAAAUGUACGAAUUCAGCCUGUUGUUCCCUAAUAGUGAUCCCAGUUUGUGCCUGUUCAUGUAGACAGUGCCAUUUCUGUUUUGUUGCUACAUUCAUGUUCAAACACUACUGUAUUCAUGUGUUGUGAUUUCUUGAAAAGCUACAGUAUGCGCUGGCAAAGCAUCGGAUACAAGCAUUUCUCUUUAUCUUUCCACAUUUAUUUUAUGAGAUUUUAUUUUUAGCCAUUUCAAUGCCUUAUCUAAGUGUUCACGGCAUUUAUAAAUGACUUCAAAUAACAUAACUGUCAAGAUGUCGAUUGAUAAUUUAUUUGUGCUGUAUAAAACAACUGUUUAAGAGUCUUCCGUGGUAAUAACCAUCAGUAGAUUAUCAUUAAAAGACUUUGUUAGAUGUCUGUUACGUGAGAAUGUUUGGUUGGACAACUGUGAAUAAGAACCAAAGAGAUGAGCAGUGCUUCAUAAGAGCUAGAAAAGCACAGUUUUAGGAACAAAUUCUCUCUGAAAUGAAUGUUAUCUGUUCAGUAAACCUUAAUUCUCUGUCAACAGGCCUGUCGUCAGUGUUACAAUCUUGCACAAGCAUUUCUUUUAAUUUGAGGAUCUAUAAAUUUGUUUCCAAACAAAUGUUUUGUUUCUGUUUAUUUCUUACUCUUAUGAUGUAUUUGAUCUUGAUGUGCAACAGACUAUUUUGGCAUUGGUUUCUUACUUCAAAGUGAUAGUUUUAUGAUUGCUAGUCAACUGGAUUAUACUAGAAUCCUAUGUUGAGGAGAUGCACAAGUGCUUGUGAAAACAUAAGUGAUGUAGUACCAGGGAACAAAGAAUACAAAGUGAAACCGGCAGUGGAGAUUGAGGAAAUCUGAGGAAGGUUGUGGUAUCUGGGUCAUGUAUUUAUAACAGCGUGAGAGACUAUAGUGGAGUUUCUUAUUCAUGCUCUUCUGACAUGAAUACUUUCCUAUGCAGAUCUUUACACAAAGUUCACCAUUAAAACUGGCCAUAAUUUAAGCACAUUUACAUGCAUACCAUUUUCAGAAUAAAAAUGUACAUUCUGACUUUGUUUUUUCAACACGUCAUUCCAAACCUGUAUUUAUUACUUUCUUCUGUUUGAACAUAAAAGAUAUUUUGAGAAAUGUCCCCGUUUUCUUUCUUAAUGGCUUUUUAAUGUAUUUUUUAUAGAUAGAAUAGUUGAGAGACAACAGGAAAGCAUUGGGAGAAGAGAGGGGCGCAGGAUCAGCAACUGACCUCGAGACAGGAUUUGAACUCGGGUCACCUUGAGCGCAGUUGCGCUAUGUGUUGUCUUGAACUACAAGGCUAUUGGUGCCGACCUCUGUUUUCUUUUUAUUCCAAUGCCGUGUUUAGUAUAAUUUCUAUACCGUU
Messenger RNA from Labeo rohita (rohu), 3422 nucleotides. RefSeq names its product coenzyme Q10A (gene coq10a). Bases 396 to 1145 code for a protein of 249 amino acids. Lineage: Eukaryota; Metazoa; Chordata; Actinopteri; Cypriniformes; Cyprinidae. The transcript is spliced from 5 exons. Gene Ontology annotation, cellular component: mitochondrion. Gene Ontology annotation, molecular function: ubiquinone binding. The record is from RefSeq and is a predicted model, not a curated record. Gene Ontology annotation, biological process: ubiquinone biosynthetic process; cellular respiration.